Cyprinodon variegatus (sheepshead minnow) is the source of this 3802-nucleotide messenger RNA. Its product is annotated as leukemia inhibitory factor receptor-like. The transcript is spliced from 18 exons. The coding region runs from base 225 to 3131 and encodes 968 amino acids. Gene Ontology annotation, molecular function: protein binding. The record is from RefSeq and is a predicted model, not a curated record. Lineage: Eukaryota; Metazoa; Chordata; Actinopteri; Cyprinodontiformes; Cyprinodontidae.
AGACGCUGGGAAGAGGCACCAACUGGAACAGACCAAAAGGCGAGGGCAAAAACCUACACAGACUGUAAAAACGACUGGAAAUACUGGACAUACAUUUCAAAGAGCGUCGAAAGAAUUACUUUCGACCCUAAGAGGUCUCUUUCAUCCUUCAGUUAGCUCUCUGGGUUGCUAAGCUUGAUGUCACCAUAGUGUAGUGGACCGGCAUUAACAGGCGUUGGACGAUUAUGGCUUGUUUACUCAAAAGCACCAUCUCCAAGUCUGACUGCAGACCUUUCUGGGUCGUCGUUCUUCUCCUUGGCAUCUCAGCUGAAAACACUCAAGCUAAAACUGUCCUGGCUGUACCCCAGCAUGUGAGCCUUUCAGCUAACUAUCCCACUCAGCAACUAUCCAUUUCCUGGUUUGGAGGAAAGGCCACUAUCUUUGAAAUCAUCAUUUUGAGAACAGAAUUUAAUGAAACCGUCUUUUAUGACACGGUCUCUGCUGUAGUGAACCAGGAUGGUGGUCAGCACCAAUGGACCUGGACGUCUGUGGAACCUCUGGAGUGUACAUCACUAUCAGUCAAAAUCUGCUCAAGGGAAGGAAAUGCAAGAAGUGAAUGGAGUGAACCUCAGAUCCUGGAAGGAAGAGAUAUCCCCAGCAACAGUGACGCCCAGAUGUAUCCCCAUAGCAAAGUUGUGUCUGUAGGGUCCAACACAACCUUCUGUUGCAUUGUUGCGGAGGGAAUGGAGCUCAAAAAAAUCUACUAUGGAGGAACACUCAUGAACGUGACACGUUUGAGUCGACGAAGUUAUGCCACCACAGCUGUUAAUCAAACAGCAUCUCGGCCGUCUGGAACCAACGUUUUCUGUCUUCCACAUGGCAGAAAUGUAAUAUCAGGAGCCGUCAUCUUUGUUGGAUAUCCACCUCGACCCCGCAAGUUAUCUUGUGAGACUCAGGACUUGAUCUCAGCUGUGUGUCACUGGGAUGAGGGACCAGACACCAAUCUGCAAGGCAAUAGGACAACUCGAUACUCUAUAAACAACAGGUACUGUCCUCAGAAGAGCUGUGGGACACCUCAGUGGGACGGUAGCUGGACUCUGGUGGCUGUUAAUCCUCUUGGUCAGUACACUCUGACUGACUCAGCGGAACUUGAUCACAGAGUGUGCCCCGUAGAACCAGUUAACCUGACUGCUGUUGUUCAAAUCUUUAAUGUGACUGUGGAUUGGAAGUGGAAAUACGACUAUUCCAACCACGAGCUUGUCUGCCAGGUUGAACUAGUGAGCAGUAAUACAACGCUUAGAAAUUUCUCAGGUAAGGGUUUGCACUCUGUGGUUCUGCUGGAUCUCCACUUUGAUGAGGAAUACAGAGUUAAAGUCCGCUGUGGAUCCCAGAAGCAUUUCUGGAAGUGGGGAAGCUGGAGCAAAGCAGUUACCUUUAAAACCAAACCCUAUGUUCCAGAUUCCCCUGAUGUGUGGCUCUGGGUGAACAGAGACAGUGGACAAAUUAUUUGGAAGCCUCUGACAAGAUGGCAGAGCCGCGGUCAAAUCAAAGGAUACCAGGUUACCUUUUGGAGCCCUGGAGAAAAUGAACCAAGUGUGAAGUUUUUAUCUGCAGGAAAUAACUUUUUGUCAGUUAACCUCACACGAUGGGCUUCAUUCAGCGGUGAUAACAAACUCAAUGCAACAGUGACUGUGAAAGCCGUGGGGGGGGUGUCUCGGCCUUCAAACGUACCAUUGCGAUUGACAGGUGAGGAGCCCUCCGCUUUGGAAAAGACUGUCUAUACAAGCAGUGGUUUCCCUUUGAGCUGGCAGCACAACGGCAACAGCACAUGCAGUUAUUUGGUCGAGUGGUGUGAUGCCUUUUGUAUGCAUGACUGCCCUGUGGACUGGAUCAGACUGGACGCUGGAAAGACUAACGUCUCUAUUCAGUCUGCCAACUUCCAGCCUGGUGUGAGGUACAACUUUUCCCUCUACAGCUGCCCGUCAGAUUUCCCUGUACUCAUGCGGCGCUGGAUAGGAUACAUGCAGGAGCUGGUCCCGUCCAGCUCCGUCAAUCUGGAGACUACUCAGCAGGACUGUGAUGUCGUCCUUACCUGGGAUGAGAUUCCAUUGGCUAACAGGAGAGGAUUCCUCCAGGGGUACAAUGUUUACAUCAGCAACGGUUCUCAGCUCAUACUUCUUGCAAAUCUGAACAUAGGAACAAGAACAUACACUGUAAAGGGUCUGUCUGGAAGCACCCAUAAGUUUACUGUGAAGGCCUACACGUCUGCAGGCGAAGAUACAGGUGGAACUGCUGCCAUAUCAAUGAAGGAAUGUGGAGAUGGACUGAUUCUGGAAAUUCUGGCCUCUUUGGGAAUGGUAACCCUGUUACUGGUGACGGCUGCCUACUUCUGCUACAAAAAAAGAGGAUGGGUUAAAAAGGCCUUCUAUCCAGACAUACCUGAGCCCAAGCUCCCGGGUGAUUGGUCCAGGACACGGGGGCCAUUGGACUUGAAGCCAGCUCCCCAUAGUAUGGUCAACAUCAUAGAGAAACCUGAGCGAGAUUUAAUUAAAGAUGCCCUAAUUGCCAUUGCAGAGGAAGAAGAGAUUGAUGCAGGGGACGGAAUUGGUGAUGAGCCAGUAGACACAGAUGAGCCGCAGUCGUUGCGUUACUACAACCAAGUGGUUGAUGAGCGCCCCAUAAGACCUCGCUUUCCAGACUCCUCGGUUUCCUCCUCAUCUUCUGUAGAUUCAGCAAACACUGAUGUGACCUACACAGGUAUUCAGACAUCCUGCUCUUCUUUGGUCUUCCCUUCGGACUCUCAAAGCCCGUCUGAGGUCUUCCAGCCGCACCACAGUCUCCCUGUAAGCAGCGGGGACAGAGGAGGGGGUUACCAGCCACAGAUGCACCCAGUAGCCUCAGCCUCCUCUGAGCCUCUUGAAGAGCCACAGGCUCUUAGCUCUGGAGGCUACAAGCCACAGAGUUCCUGGCUUUUAGACUCUCCAAGAGAGGCUGAUGAAAAGAUGAGCCCCACCCACUCGCUGGGUUCACCCACCUCUGUAUCUUCCUCACAGUUCCUCCUGCCUGAUGGAGAGGAGCAUAAAGAAGAAAGACAAGCAUCAUCAUCGGCAGCAGCCUGGUUCACCAAUCUGCUGACAUCUGCAAAACCGUGACAUUUCAUGGUUAGACAGAAUAACCUUACCCUUUUUCUGUUACUUGUGCCUCAAAUCAACAUGCAAGGAAGAAUCCUCCCUUACAAUGUAGUCCUGCAAUUGAAAAAUCAUUAAAGGUAUAGGGGAGGAUUGUCUAGAAUUUUCUUUUAAAAACUGCCCUCUCCACAUGCACAGCCAUGUGCGUGCUCCCGAGAGGGAACGCCUAUUAAACCUGUGCAAGAGCAUGCAUGAGCCCAUUUCUCCUCGUUGUAGUAGCAGUGAUGUGAAAUAGGUUUCUCCAAAUAGCAUGCCAAACUUAAGCUGUUCAGUAGAAACUUCGCAACCGAGGCAUCAGUGGGAAGCCCAACAUGCACUUUCAGUGUACGUUAUCAUGUAAAAGAACCACCCAAAAACACCCUGGUGUUGUUGCUCUCUUCUGAGGCUUUCUCUUCUUCUCAUAAACUUCGUAGACACUUUUUCUCUUACGACCCUCUGCCAUUUUCAAAGUACCGCAGUGAGAGAGGUGAGCUUCAGUGACUGUCUGAAACCGUAGCUCACCAUAGAUAUACGCCCGAAAGCGUGCAUGCGCAGAAAUGUAUUACCAGAAUGAAUAACAAUUAGGUGAAGCACUUAAUUUAGGGACCCACCCAUAAAAAGAACAUCCUCCACUAUACCUUUAAGGUAAAAAAAAA